CCGGCUCACCUCAUGAUGAACACCUUUACUGGUUUAACUUACAGCUGACCGCUGUGAGUUAUCGAGAGUCGUUGUUAUGACGGAAUUUAAGGGCAGCAGUCGAUAUCUUUACAGUUUACACAGCUGUUCGUGUUGUCCUGCGUCGCAGUGUACCUUUUCUGUUGUUUGAAUCAUGGGUUUCUAGCUGUUUUCGUCUGGUGGUGAUGGUUUGUAAUCCUCAAGUUAACCAGGAGGGGUCACGUGAUAUUGUUGAGAGGGAUGGCAAGCUGCCAAAACUCAAGUCUAAAACACCACACCCAGGAAUCACUGAGGAUCCUUCUAAACGAUUAAUGAUAAAGAUCCCGCGGAUAUCCUUCUCGAGCGAGUUUUCAAUAACAAGUGCGCUUUCCAAGCAGUCCUUCGCAGAGAUUGAACAAACGUAUAAAACCUACCCAAAACCCCCCAAGAAAACAGACACACCUAUUCUAUUUGGAUUACCUCGGAAUCAGAUAGAGACAUGUACACUGUUUGAACGCUAUCAACAAAAGAGGGCAGAAGCAGCUAGAGAACCCCCGGCAGGUAUGCAGAUAAAGAGAGGGACGAUAUUUCAAGGGAAGGUAGUCCCAGAGGGGCUGCACCCGAACUUCAACAAGCUACCCAGACACCUGUUAAUCGCACAGUACAGCAACAAGGUGAACAGGAUUAACAAAAUAGAUCGCACGAUGAGGUUAACAGAACCUCGUAACAAAAGAAGGAAAUACAAGACGACCAACAGUUUCAGAUUUAUCACAAACGAGCAAUGUCUGGAGUGCCACGUGGACCAAGCUAGCGAACUGUUUGGAUCUCUAAUAGACCUGAAGAGAAGUCUCAACAAGAUGGAUAUUGAGAAGCCGAUAGUGCUACCAACUGCUUCAGCCUGUGGUAGUAGAGGGACGAGUUACAGCAGAGUGCUGGGCAGGAUGCAGACAAGGAAUGGAGCACCUGAACCCCCACCCAACUCCAGACUUGAACCUUAGCUGACUUGUGGGGAGUUUUAAGUUCUGGAAAGUUCUAGAGAGUUAUGAUGUCAUUUGCAAAAUACUCUGCUUACUUCAACUACUGCACAUGUGACUAUGAUCAGCUUUAACAAUUUGAGUAUCUAGGACUCUAGGUGAAAAAUGUUUUAAGAAAUAUGAAUUUCAGUAAUGAUACCUCUGGGACCACUCCGGUAUCCUUUAUAAGCUUUGUUGUUAUACAUAAUUAUAACAUCAACAGGCACUUGAACAAAAUAUAUUGGAGACCUUUCAGAAUUUCUGAACAUUUUGUGCUUGUAAUUUAAAUAAAACCGUCCACAAUCUCUGACAGAGGUAUUUUUCCUCAUUGGUUAUAAAGAUUAAAUAUUGGUUCGAUUUGUUUUAUAGUGACUAUCGUGUAUUAAUUUCUUACUUUCCUACUUAGGGCCGGCUAAACCGGAGACUGUAAAGUGGCCGUUUGAAAUAAGAUCGCUAGAAACCAUCGAAGCGUAAAAUAUAGUUAUAAAUGUGAAAUUUCAGCCAUUGUAAGCCUCGAAGCGUUUAACUAACUUCUCUGCCGUCUAAAUAUUGACAAAUACUCGAACUAAAGACCUCACGACUUUCAGAGCUCCGCUGUCCAGAAAUCAGUAUAAGAUCGCUGAACCGGCAGUAUCUAAAUGAAGAUUAUUUAUUCGCUGUUUAAAUGACCCCAGUCAACCUAUGACAGCUGCAAAAUAGAGUUAUCAUUGCUGUUCAGUGGGUGUAAGAAUGCCGCAACUUCAAUAUUUA
Molecule: messenger RNA, 1760 nt
Organism: Bolinopsis microptera
Lineage: Eukaryota; Metazoa; Ctenophora; Tentaculata; Lobata; Bolinopsidae
Exons: 6
Coding region: 204-995 (263 amino acids)
Source: RefSeq, a predicted model, not a curated record